GGGAGUGAUCUUCGCACGGUGCUUGGUGGGGUCGUGAUUGAUAAACAGUAUUUUCACGAUUUGUCGUUAUGAAUUCCAUAGUUCGCGUUGGCAGAGCUUCCAAGCAAAGUUUUCGAUGUAAUCAAUAUCUACAAUUGCAACGCGUGACCUUCUCGUCCUCUGCGAAAGAAGCAGAACAGCCUAAAAUACCAAGGAACACAUUAAAAAAUUUAUUCUCUGCCAACGAGCAACAGGAUAAUGGUAAAAUAUAUGAUAAAAAACCUUUCAAAAUGCGACUCGAAGCUGGAAAACAUUAUCACUGGUGUUUAUGCGGCAAGAGUAAAUCGCAGCCAUUGUGCGAUGGCACGCACAGGGAUGUUUUUGUAAAGGUUAAGCAGAGACCAAUUAGAUUCAUGGUCGACGAAACAAAAGAGUAUUGGUUGUGUAAUUGCAAACAAACAUCAAAUAGACCUUUUUGCGAUGGAUCGCAUAAGAGACAAGAAAUUCAAGAUGCAGUCAGGUCUUAGUAGAUACUUGCAAACAGUUUCUUGCUCACUUCUUUGGUCGUACAUGAAUUACAAAUAACGGUUAGACUAUAGUUGGAUAUUUUGCAGUUAAGGGUAAAUGCGAAUAAGUAAGAUGCCUUACGAUGAAAUACAUUCUGAUCCUGUAUCCAGGCUAGCAAUAAAUCAUCCCACAAAUAUUCAAAA
Molecule: messenger RNA, 689 nt
Organism: Diprion similis
Lineage: Eukaryota; Metazoa; Arthropoda; Insecta; Hymenoptera; Diprionidae
Product: CDGSH iron-sulfur domain-containing protein 3, mitochondrial
Exons: 2
Coding region: 69-506 (145 amino acids)
Cellular component (GO): intracellular membrane-bounded organelle
Molecular function (GO): 2 iron, 2 sulfur cluster binding
Source: RefSeq, a predicted model, not a curated record